Messenger RNA from Amyelois transitella, 1541 nucleotides. RefSeq lists its product as uncharacterized. The transcript has 5 exons. NCBI's taxonomy places the organism in Eukaryota, Metazoa, Arthropoda, Insecta, Lepidoptera, Pyralidae. The record is from RefSeq and is a predicted model, not a curated record. Bases 264 to 1502 code for a protein of 412 amino acids.
ACACAUUUUGUUUGUUUGUUUUGUGUUUAUAACUCGGAACAAACAAAGAGAAUCUUAGACAUUUUAUAUCUGUGAAAGAGAAUAUAACCACUACAGCAGAUCUCACUUCGUUUUCAUUACAGUUGCAAGUACAUAGGUACAUUUAUUUUGCUUUUUAGGAUUCUGAUUUUAACCAAGGUAGGGCUAGGUUAAAUCAUAUGCAAUCAAUUGCAUUUUCCUGAGGUUGUUUUGUUGCUGAGAUUGAGAUAUUGAAUCUCGAAAAAAUGGAAGACGGAAUCACUUUAAUAGUGGAUGCUAUUGAAAAUUGCUUACUACCAAGACUUGAAAGAGCUCUGGAUGAAUCAGAAUACCACGCAGAAUUCAAUGUGCGAGAAAAUAAAUUGAACACACAUUUCCCGAUCAUUAUUGAAACAUUAGGUAAUCUCGACUUCAGGCUUGAAACAGAAAAAGCAUCCAUCAUUUUGCCCAGAUUAUUAAUACUAGAUCUGGAGUUACAAAGUGAAGGUCCUUGGUUCAGAGAGCAAUGUAAAACUUACUCUACAAGUUUGAACCAAGCAUUUGAAAAGAUGUAUGGGUUUAAGCUGUAUAAUAUAUUGGAGUAUCACAAUGUGUUUAAUGUGCAGAUGUUGUUUAAUAAAUGUUUAGAAUACCUACAUUUAAAGGUCACAUCAACUACUUUCAAGAACUACCCUGGUCUGGUAGAAGUGUACUGUAAAUUAGCAAAUAAUGUAAAGGAUUACAAAAUUGAAUUGAACCCCAUAACUGUGCUGCCACUAUCUUUGAUUCUCAUGGAGCAUUUCGACAUUGAUACCAAGAUCAAAGGCUUGCGGUUUUGCUUGUCAAUCCUGGAAUGUUUGACAUCAGAUGCAUUCAGGCAAGGGAACUACUAUGAGGUUGUUUAUAGUUGUUUAAUUAAAUGUUUUGAUGAAAAGGACUUGGAAGUGACAAAGUUGACAACAUCUUGUUUGUUGUUGAUGCUCACCAAGCUACCUGCAAAAGAUAAGGUGAUAAAAGUAGACGAAGUAUACAGGACAAUCCUGGAGCUAAUGUAUACAGAAACCAACUUGUACAGGAAGGCGGCAUGUUUAAAUGUUACAAAGCUGAUCAUAGACAUGCAUGGGGUGAACUGUGUCAAGUAUAAACUAUUCAAAUCAGUUGUCUGCGAUGCCUUGGAUUUGAGUAGCAAUAAGGCCGCCGCCGAUAUUUUAUUAAAAGAAGUUUUACAGUGUUUAACAUCUUGGUUAAAAUAUAGUUGGUGCGUUUGGAGACUGUCAACAUAUCAGGAUAUUUUGUCGGCAUUGUUUAAAACUCUAUAUGUGUCAAGUGACAAUGAUGAGGCAGUUGCAAUUAUAUUAAAAUUAAUAAUGACAAUGAUUCAACUAUGUACACAAGAAGAGCAGAAACAAAUUGCCAGCAGUAUGAAAUCUUUCACCGAUGCUAAUAAAACUAAUCAAAAGUUUCUAGCUAAUAUGGAAAUAAUAAAGAAUAGCAUUGCUUAUUAAAAAUAGCUUUAUUGUAAAAAUAAACAUGAUUCAUAAAUA